AUGCUUCUUUCUUUGAUUCCUUAUAUUAUUGUGCAACUAGUUGAUAUUUUCAACACAUCCCACAUAGUGCUUUUGAUAGCGUUAAUAGUGUCUGUCGCAUAUUUACUUUUGAAUUUUAUCUAUCAGAUUGUGGAUCCUUGGAUGCAGAUAUUAAGUUCAGAUUACUUGCAGUAUGAGAUUCUAAGAAACGCAUUUUUGCAACAUGUUGAAAGGCGGGGAAAACUUGUUGAUGAUGAUAGGAAUCCUAUCUCUGCUCUCAUCAAAAUUGUAUUUGAUGAGACAGACAGAGAUGGAGACAAAUAUAUAAUAAGGCUUGAAUUGGAAAAGUUGUUCAAUAAAAUCUUGCUAGAGAUGUCGGACGAUGCCAUAAAAAAAAAAGUUGUCGCUGAAACAGUGGAAGUAUUUGAUUCCGACAAUGACAAUAAAAUCAAUGAAUCUGAAUUCGCUGAAGCAUGCGUAAAGUUAGCUGAAAGCACUGAUUUCAUUUCAAGAGAACUUUCAGACAAAGCAAGCUUCCUAAUUCAUGAAAUUUUAAAACUAUUGAUACUAAUCAUCUUCAGACAGUACGACACCGACAAUAACAACAAGAUAUCAAGAAAUGAAUUAGGGCAAAUAAUCAGUAAAGUCCAAUUCGGAAACUUGAAGCCGGAGGAUGUGGACCAUGUGGUUAAUAUAUUCUUUUACCAUUUCGAUACAGAUCGUAAUAAUACGAUUGAUAAAGAAGAAUUUGUCCAUGUACUAGAAAGAUGGCUUGAUGAAGCCAGUCUUGUUGCUAAAUGCUCUGAUAAGACUAAAAGUGUGGAUGAAUUUGACAAGAUUGUACGGGAAAAAGUCGUUCCUGGAUACUCUUUCCUGGAUAUUGUAAAAUGUAUUCUUAAAAUAGUGUUGGGUAUUGUUAUAUUGACCUUUGUUGGAGGACCUCUCACGACUAGCAUCCUACAGUUAUCAUAUGCCAUGAGGGUGCCUUCUUUCUCUAUCUCAUUUGUGAUAGUGCCAUUGGCAAUGAAUACAAGAACCUUAAUAGAAGCUAUCUUUCCAGUCAGUAAAAAGACCGAAAGAACGGCAUCUUUAACAUUCUCUGAGAUUUAUAGUGGAGUUGUAAUGAACAACCUCUCGGCGACACCUUUGGGUACUGCUGCUGCGGGUGAGUUGCGGCUCCCCAUGUGCAUCGUUGCGCGCACACUAAUCAUCCCAGCGCCUUCAGGGGACUGUCGUGGUUGGUGGCGGCAAAGGGCUCGGUCCAAUGUCUGA
Messenger RNA from Fraxinus pennsylvanica, 1251 nucleotides. NCBI's taxonomy places the organism in Eukaryota, Viridiplantae, Streptophyta, Magnoliopsida, Lamiales, Oleaceae. The record is from the annotation of a GenBank genome assembly.